This is a messenger RNA of Coffea eugenioides, 716 nucleotides long. Its product is annotated as STS14 protein. The transcript has a single exon. Bases 69 to 581 code for a protein of 170 amino acids. NCBI's taxonomy places the organism in Eukaryota, Viridiplantae, Streptophyta, Magnoliopsida, Gentianales, Rubiaceae. The record is from RefSeq and is a predicted model, not a curated record.
UGCCUAUAUAAAACCAGGGAAAAAAAUACAAAAAUAAAAAAAAGUCAAGAACUCGAGUUCAGAGGAAAAUGGCUAGAUUCCUACUGCUUUUACUUGCAAUAAGUCUGAUAGCCAUUGGCCACGGAUCUUCAGCUCAAGUUCCGGCGCCAUCCAACAAUGCCAGUCAAGAAUACCUGGAUGCGCAUAAUCAAGCAAGGUCUGAAGUGGGAGUUCCCCCUCUGAAGUGGAGUGAGGCCCUGGCCAAAUCCGCAAGUCUAAUGGCAAGGUACCAAAGAGACCGACAAAAUUGCACUUUUGCAAACUUAACCACCAGCAAAUAUGGCGGGAACCAGUUAUGGGCUGGUGGGUUGGCGAUGACACCUCGCAUGGCCGUGGGGACUUGGGUUGCCGAGAAGAAGUUCUAUGACCAUGCCAACAAUACUUGUGCAGCGGACCACCGGUGCGGAGUCUACACCCAGGUUGUGUGGAAGAAUUCAUUGGAAUUGGGGUGUGCUCAAGCUCAAUGUGUCAAGCAGCAGUCCAGUUUAACCAUCUGUUUCUACAAUCCACCCGGAAACGUGGUAGGAGAGCGACCCUACUAGCACUAGCAGGGGUGCUUGUAUUUCGAAACCAUUCAGUCGUCUGAUGUAUGCUGGCCUGCGUUAUCAUCCAAGUUGUCUCAUUACAUGUACUGCCUCUUUUUAGAUGGUUAAUCGGAUCACGUACUUUGCUGAAGA